Messenger RNA from Aricia agestis (brown argus), 1244 nucleotides. RefSeq names its product alpha/beta hydrolase domain-containing protein 17B. The record is from RefSeq and is a predicted model, not a curated record. Gene Ontology annotation, molecular function: palmitoyl-(protein) hydrolase activity. The transcript is spliced from 4 exons. Gene Ontology annotation, biological process: protein depalmitoylation. Bases 143 to 1006 code for a protein of 287 amino acids. Gene Ontology annotation, cellular component: endosome membrane; plasma membrane. NCBI's taxonomy places the organism in Eukaryota, Metazoa, Arthropoda, Insecta, Lepidoptera, Lycaenidae.
GGCUGAAAUGUUAUCGUAGCUGGUAGCUGUCAAAUAGAAUUGAGAUUUCUUUUAUUUUCGCAAUGAAUUGUAAUUUACCGUUUGUGAAUUUAUAAAAAUAAUGGUUGCAAUUUAUAUCAAUGAACUUGUGUAAGUUGCCAAUAUGAACGGGUUAAGUUUCAGUGAACUUUGUUGUCUGUUUUGUUGUCCGCCAUGCCCAGGAAAAAUUGCGGCUAAGCUUGCAUUCCUACCCCCUGAACCCACGUAUUCGUUUACUCCAGACGAGACAGGAUCUAAAUUUUCAUUAACAUUUACCGACCGAGCCGAGUGGCAAUACUCCGAACGCGAGAAAGAGAAUAUUGAGGGAUUUUAUUCGAGAACCUCUAGAGGCAAUAGAAUCGCUUGCCUCUUUGUUCGUUGCAGCCCCAAUGCUCGGUUUACUAUAUUGUUUUCUCAUGGAAAUGCUGUAGAUCUGGGACAGAUGAGUAGCUUCUACUUAGGACUAGGUACUAGAAUAAAUUGUAAUAUAUUCAGUUAUGAUUAUUCUGGUUAUGGGGUGAGUGGAGGAAAGCCAUCAGAGAAGAACUUGUACGCUGACAUAGACGCUGCCUGGCAAGCUUUGCGAACAAGAUAUGGAAUAAGUCCAGAGAAUAUUAUACUGUAUGGUCAGAGUAUUGGUACUGUGCCCACAGUAGACUUAGCUGCCCGAUACGAGGUUGGAGCUGUGGUGCUCCAUUCGCCGUUGAUGUCUGGGAUGCGCGUCGCGUUUCCGAAUACCAAAAGAACAUGGUUCUUUGAUGCAUUUCCCAGCAUUGACAAAAUUCCCAAAGUUACUUCACCAGUUCUAGUGAUACAUGGAACUGAAGACGAGGUGAUAGAUUUCUCUCAUGGACUAGCUAUCUAUGAGCGGUGUCCCAGAGCUGUGGAGCCCUUAUGGGUUGAGGGCGCUGGUCACAAUGAUGUGGAAUUAUUUAACCAAUAUUUGGAAAGACUGAAACGUUUUGUUUCUGUUGAGUUGCUCAACUGACAAAGACUGCCGGCCACAGGCCAAACUACUCAAGGUGAUGACCAAAAUCCUGCGUCAACUCUGAGCUCCGGGACUUCGAGCUCGGCGACCGAGAGACUCCUCUAGCUAGCGGGGGCCGGGCCCAGCCGGGCCGGCCCCGAAAAACCUAUCGUCAAGCUCGACGGCUCCGCGAGCCCCCAUACUGUAGAAAAAAACUCCGACAGCAAGGGACCAGACUCCGACAUCGUGCGGAGCCCGC